Nanorana parkeri is the source of this 2394-nucleotide messenger RNA. RefSeq names its product death domain containing 1 (gene DTHD1). The transcript has 11 exons. The record is from RefSeq and is a predicted model, not a curated record. NCBI's taxonomy places the organism in Eukaryota, Metazoa, Chordata, Amphibia, Anura, Dicroglossidae. Gene Ontology annotation, molecular function: protein binding. Gene Ontology annotation, biological process: signal transduction. Bases 118 to 2394 code for a protein of 758 amino acids.
UCCGUGGCUGAACUCAUCAACUACAUUUCUGAAGUCAGCCAAAUACUUGAGAAGACAGCAAAAGACCUUAAACUAGCCAAGAAACAAUUAAAUCUCACCACUCAGAAUAAAGAUGCCAUGCGUGAGGAUGGGAGCAGCAAUCUGACAGACAGGUUCACAAGUUGUGACACUGAGGGACUAAUUUACAAUAAAGAGAUUACUUGUACCGCCGAAUCUCCUGAACUAGAAGAGAAUUUAUCUGAGAAAAAAGAUUCACUUUUAAAUGCCCAAAGGGAUGAAACUGACAACACAGUUAUAAGUGAUACAAAUGAUCAGUGCUAUAAAACCGACAGCGUAGAAGAAAGCCACCAAACACUGGAGCAGAAGGAUAAGAAUAAUAAUAGGUCAUUACAUGAAGAGCAAACCUAUACAGUGGAUGAACAUAUGGCCCGACAUCAGGAAUUAAAUGACAAAACAGAUCACCAGCAAGAGUAUACAGGUAGCAAAGAAGAGAUAAUGGACAUAUCUGCUACUGAGCUCACGUUAAAUGGAACAACUGUAAACCUCUCGCCAGAACACUUACUGAACGCUGAUCACUGGAUCUACAAAGAAUACACAUUAGAAGUCGAAGGUGAGGAUGAAGAACAGUUGGCCUGCUUCAUUAAGGCUCCUUCUUUUGUCCUGCAGAGACUAAAAUGUAGAUUUAUUAAUGAAAUUAGCUCAUUAGUGGUGUCAGAUGGAGAAGAAUUGGUCAGCAGUGUUUUGAAUAUUUCAAGUCAAGAAACUGAUCUUAAAAUCCCAUUUCCCAUCAGUAUUUCAAUUCCAUUCAACAGUCAUUAUAGAGGAAGUUACAAGGACGUAAUGGUUAAAACAAUUGAUGAAAAACUUAAAGCGAGUUAUUUAACACCAAUCUCUUUAGAUGGUUAUCAUGGGAAUCACAAGGGAAGUUUUGCAGAAAUAAAGGUCUACCAGCUUGGAACAUUUUCUGUCAUAUCAUGUUUAAAGAAAGAAAAUUUUACUGUUCUUAGAAAAGGAUUAUCUUUAAAGCUGAGCGUGGAUUCACGGAUUUCUUUAAAUUACCCCCCAGGCUGCCUCAGCUCCUCUGUAAUUGUGCAGUUUAAGGUCCAGCCUAUCGAUACUUCACUUAUUUCUGUACUCAAGGUAAAACAGGACAUAUACCAUCCAGUGGUAUCUACCAGUCCACUCGUCCACAUGAAGCAGCCAUCAACUCAGGUGUUCCACAAGCCAUUCACAGUUUUCCUACCAUGUCCUCCAAACCUAGAGAAAAGAAAGAGUAGAGAUGAAUCAGAUAAAAGGGCAUCAAGUGCUGCAGCUUCAAAAGUCACAGGAACCCAUCAAAUUAGGGCUGUAAGUGCCUCAGUGAGGAAGCAUGGGGAUAAUCCAAGUGAAUUACUGAAAUUGCUGGCAUUAAAGGAAGAUCAGUGGAUUGUCUUGGAUGACAUUGUGGUGAAGAAUGUGCAGAAUGGAAUUGUUUCAUUUGAAAUGAGUGAACAUUUACAGAGUUUUAUUGUAGUUCGUCUGUCUUCAGCUAUGGAUGCUCCACAUUUGAUUCAAUUUAUUCAUAAUCUGGAAUUUGCUAUACACAGCUCAUUGGUGAAUGUGGUUUUGUAUAACAAGAAAGACAACUUUCACAACAUCAUUGUAGAACUGGUUCCCUCUAAGGAGUUAAACUGGGAAAUCUCAGCUUUAACGGAAGCUGGAUACACUGGACCCCCUGAGCCCUCUGAAGGAAUAGCUCUUCAAGAAGGAGACCAAAUACAUUUUUUGUUUUGUGGCAACAUAUCUGCAACAGAUGGCACAGACUCUAAAAAGACAUAUAGGCUGACAUUUCACUCACAGAAAAUGCACAGGAUGUCCUUAGAUCUCAGUGUUGUUGAUGAGUUUGGAAAUUACAGCUCUCCACAUUAUAAAGGCACAGUAGCAUUCUACAGAGUAUCUAAGGAAGACAUUGUUACAAGUUACAAGACUGGACAAUCAAACGAUAGCUCUUUACAGGAAAGGACACCAGUAUGCAAGCUUCCUAUUACUCUCCCAAAGGUGGAGAAAAACUUCAGUCGGCCAUCAAGUACAAAACUAAUAACAGGCGAUCCCGGAGACCUUCUGUGGGACAGUGUGUUAAAAUGGGUUUCUCAUGAACUCUCAGAAGAAGAUGCCACUGAACUGUUGCUGUCUCUUCCUCUUCGGCGGAGUACUGUCCAGCUGGUGAGGCUAAAGAACCCAGAUAAUUUAGCUGCUCAAGUCUAUGAGCUGCUAACUCUUUGGAAGAAAAGACUCCCCACAUCAACAGACAAGUACCGACUCUUAGCACGACACUUAAACAAAAGUGGACGAGGUGAUUUAGUAGAGCAGAUGAAAGUAAAAUGGGAGUUCAAAAUAUAUUUUACACUAUCAUGA